CACGGUGGUGAACGGGUGCUGCUGGGCCCGGCUACGGUUCUGGAUCUGCACUGUCCCCUUUACGCGACCGCCCAGACCGGGACCCGGUGCCUGUCAGCAACAACACACCUGCCAGCUGCAAGGAGGGGCAAGGAUAAAGUAACCGAGAAUACAACCCGAUUUGACGGGUAUUUGUAAUUCUAAAACCAGGCUGGGGAACGGCACCGGGAGCUUGUGUAAAGUAAAACAAUCACUUGUAAUCAUCUUGGUUAGUUGUCAGUGUGAUACUGUCACGCAGCAACAGCUAGCCUGAUGAAGUUAGCCUGUAAGCUAAAGUGAAGUGCUGCUAGUGAUGGGACUGUUUUUGGAAAUAUUCUGUUUGCCGUUAUGUUAUAGCUAACUACUUUAGAUAUGGGUUGUAAAAUCACCUAUUAAAUGUUAAUGCGGACAUCAUAAUACUAGUUAUCGUGUUCAUCUUUAUGUGUACUUUUACGUCUCAUCAUUUAAACUAGUAUCCUAUCCUAGCAUUACCACUCUCUAAAUAUUAGCCAACUAGCUAACGUUAGCACACUCGUUACAAUAAUCUGUCAUUUUGUUCAUUGUGACGUGAAACAGGAAAAGGGUCACAUUAGUGUUGCUAGUGGUAGACCCUAGUUAACCUCUUUACCUCCAUACCGUAGUUAUGUCAGAAUUAACCAGCUGAUUUAUAACUGAGAAGUGUUUUGUGCAAGUAGAACAGACAUGACAGUACUGGUUAGUUAAGGAGAAUUAAUCCUGACCACAAAUAAUACAUUACACAUUGCAAUACUGGUCAUUUCUAAAUCGGAGAAGUCGACAUAUAAAGGCUUAACGUAUAGGUAAUUCUCAGUAAAUUAUCUUAUUUGAAAAAAACUUCAUCCACAAGUGAACAUGGCUCUUAAAAAGAGACCUGUGCCCUUAAACAUUGCUCCUGCCUGUGAUGGAUUAUCCACCUCCACCAACGUUGAUGUUCCUUCUGAAGCCAAUGUAGAAGCGCUGAAAAGAGUAUUGGAAGAGCUGGACCUGGAUGAACAGCAAAAGAAAAGGCUAGAAGCUUUCCUCACUCAAAAGGCCAAGGUAGGCGAAUUGAAAGAUGAUGACUUCCAUCGAAUUUGUGAAUUGGGUGCUGGCAAUGGUGGCGUUGUCAACAAGGAGUGUCACAGACCCUCAGGCAUAAUCAUGGCCAGAAAGCUCAUUCAUCUAGAAAUUAAACCUGCUAUCAGAAACCAGAUCAUCAGAGAGCUUCAGGUGUUGCAUGAAUGUAAUUCUCCCUACAUCGUGGGCUUCUAUGGUGCUUUUUACAGUGAUGGAGAAAUCAGCAUCUGCAUGGAGCACAUGGAUGGUGGAUCUCUUGACCAAGUGCUGAGAGAAGCAAAAAGGAUCCCAGAGGAGAUUCUGGGCAAAGUUAGCAUUGCUGUUUUGAGAGGCCUUGCCUACUUAAGAGAAAAACACCAAAUCAUGCAUAGAGAUGUAAAGCCUUCAAACAUACUGGUGAACUCACGGGGGGAGAUCAAGCUGUGUGACUUUGGUGUGAGCGGGCAGCUCAUAGACUCUAUGGCCAAUUCUUUUGUAGGGACAAGAUCCUAUAUGUCGCCUGAGAGGCUGCAAGGAACCCAUUACUCUGUGCAGUCAGAUGUGUGGAGCAUGGGGUUGUCGCUUGUUGAACUGUCAAUCGGACGUUACCCCAUCCCUCCUCCAGAUGCCAAAGAACUGGAAGCCAUAUUCGGAUGUUCCAUCUUGGACAGCACUGAGGGAGAGACACACAGCAGUUCACCCAGGCCCAGACCACCAGGCAGACCUGUCAGUGGUCAUAGCCCAGUAAUGGCCAUCUUUGAACUCUUGGACUACAUCGUAAACGAGCCGCCUCCCAAACUACCACAUGGUGUAUUCACCUCUGAUUUCCAGGACUUUGUAACAAAGUGUCUCAUUAAAAACCCAGCAGACAGGGCUGACUUGAAAAUGCUGACGAACCAUACUUUCAUCAAGCGGUCUGAGGUGGAGGAGGUAGACUUUGCUGGCUGGCUUUGUAAAACCAUGGGGCUCAACCAACCCAGCACUCCUACACACGCUGCAGAGUGAACAUGCAACCCCCUCAUGUGCACAGUAUGUGCGUACAUGUGAAAAGAUGGAGAAACUGCAGCAUUAAACCACAUACCCACCACACUGUCCCUCAGGUGAACCUCCAAAGGGUCAUUCAGAUCAUAGGCCUCAGCUGUCAUCCAGUGUUAUCCAGGGUUGUUCUGUUUUAUGUUGACUACAAUAUGCUGUAUCUUAUUUGAAUGUUUGUUGACAAAUGUAAACACAAAUAAAUACUCAUUUUUGCUAAUUGGGAUUUGGGGAAAUUAAAUGACUUGUUAAGAGAUUAAUAAAUCUAUUGCUGCUAGACUGGAACUUUUUACCUCCUAUGAAUCAAUGUCCUGUCAUUGGAAUUAUCACUACUUUUACAACCAUGUCCAGUGGUCUGUACUGCUGCACUGGUUGUCCUUGUGUUGUGAGGGCCAUAUCUCCAAGACACAAGCACUGAAACAGACAACUGUGCUUAAUUUUUCAUUCUCCAUGCCACAUUUUAUCUGGUUGUAUUUUCCUUUGAAUUUUUAAGGCUUACAGCAAGAGUGAAUCCAUCCCAGUUAUUAUUACUACAGAACACAUUUGCACAGGCAUAUACCAUGUAAACGUUUGUUUUUAUAUUCAUUAUGCAGAUGCAUUGAAAAAUGUAAGAAUUGGUUUAUUUUACUGAAUACAUUGGGUGAUGUGUCUUUUCUUAUCAACAGGAAUUGAUUUUCAUUUGUUGACAAGACUGUUUCCACAAAUGUUGAGAUGUCUUGAGGUGAAGAACGAAGUUUAUAACAUCAAAGCAUGACCCUCAUGUCAAAGCCAAACAUGUUAA
Molecule: messenger RNA, 2884 nt
Organism: Sphaeramia orbicularis (orbiculate cardinalfish)
Lineage: Eukaryota; Metazoa; Chordata; Actinopteri; Kurtiformes; Apogonidae
Gene: map2k2b
Product: mitogen-activated protein kinase kinase 2b
Exons: 11
Coding region: 889-2076 (395 amino acids)
Biological process (GO): protein phosphorylation
Molecular function (GO): protein kinase activity; ATP binding
Source: RefSeq, a predicted model, not a curated record